Spirometra erinaceieuropaei is the source of this 16562-nucleotide messenger RNA. The record is from the annotation of a GenBank genome assembly. NCBI's taxonomy places the organism in Eukaryota, Metazoa, Platyhelminthes, Cestoda, Diphyllobothriidea, Diphyllobothriidae.
AUGCUAGUUUCCAAGGCGUCAGGCCUCAGCCUUUUACUGAAUAUGGGCAGCUUUUUAUUCCAAGUCUUCUGCACAUCUUCGCAGGACUUUAAGCUGAAGCUCCGGGGAAUUCAUCUGACGCUGGUCGGCUCCGUGUCAGGCAACAUCGUGCUGACCCUCUUUUGGUCACGACUCUCCCGGUCCGGUUACCUGAUUGGCUGUUUUGGCAGCGCAGUCGCCGCCAUGGCCGCCUGGCUAGGCACGGAGUCCGCACUUUACGAAAGCGAUUCUGAGGAAUCACGUGAGUGACAAAUGAGAUACUUUUUUGCCUUAUUCUAGUCGUUCUUGCGUGUUAGAUGCUGGAUGACCUAUGGAGCAAGGGAGGGGACCCAUUUUCGGGCAGAUUUCAAAUUCCCCCCACUGGAGUUUCUUUCUGGAAGGGUGAUUUGGGCUGUUCAGAUUGGUAAAGUGGACAGUUCCAGGUUGAUUAUUUGAAGAAGAUGUGCUCACCGGAACAGGUUUAUUUAGAUGCUGACGUUUCGAAGAGCUUGGUCGGCUCUCCAUUGUCAAAGCGUAAAAUGCACUUAAUCGAUCAGAAAUUUCAAUUGGCGCGUUGUGUAGGUCGGCCUCAUGCUGAUCGAUUUUUCUCCCCUCUCGCUGCCUCGACCUCUCGGGCGAUGGUUGAGGGGUGUUUGGUCUGCGUGCUUUGUGAGUCACUGCUUCGUCGGGUGGUCGGUCUGCUGGUUCUUCCUCGCCGAGUAGAUUCGCCGUCGGUCUGUCUUUGUAUGACCUUAUUAAAUCCAGUGUGGUUACUUGGUCCUGAGCUCGCCUACAAGAGCCCAAAUCGGCAACUCGGAGGUUAGACCCUAACUGUCAACUAUUAACACACGUUGAAGAAACUGGGCGUAAUUUCGAUCGUCAGAGAACUACCAUUUUAGGCCGGGGCAACACAAAAGCAGAAUGGUAAACCCUUGAGGCGGAAUUCUUCGAAGCCCACUCCAUCAACAGGCAUCUGGACCUUCCUGCAGUUUACAAAGUCCUACGUCAUCACAAUCGUAGAGCUCAGGACCAAAAAACCACACCGGACUUAAAAAGGCCAUACGGAGACAGCCCGACGGCGAGUGUAUUCGGUGAGGAAGAACAAGAACCGCCAGACCGACCGCCAGACAAAGGUUCAAUCACCUCCCCUCGACGGAGUGGUGACUCAAAAAGCACGCAGAUAAAACACCCGUGAAACAUCCCCCGAGAGGCCGAGACAGCGAGAGGAGAGAAAAAUCGAUAAGCAUGAGGCCGACCAACACAACAUGCCACUCGAAAUUUCUAGUCGAUUAAGUGCAUGUUACGCUUUGACAAUGGAGGUCCGACCAAGCUCUUUGAAGCGUCGGCAUCCAAACAAACCUGUUCCGGUGAGUCCAUCUUCUUCUUCUUCUUCUUCUUCUUCUUCUUCUUCUUCUUUUUCAAAUUAUUUGGUCUGCAAAACUUCUCCAAAGUAGUUCGGACGUCUCCGAGAGACCACAGCCGCGAAAUCACAUGUUAGUUACUUAAUGGGACUCAAGUGGAGGAAUUAAAAAAUAGUCCUAUAGUCCGAAUGAGAACGCCUACGAAGCAAGUGAUUACCCUCUCAUCAAAAUCCUCAUUUGGAGUGGUCGUUGCGACAGAGGACGUUGUCAAGGCUAACACCCACACACACACACACACGACAGUUCGACCAUCGAUUUCGACUAUGUCCACCGUGUGCUCCACAGACUGCAUUGUGGAGCAGGGACGGUGACUUACGCAGGGGCUUAUAGUGCCAGUAGACUUGCGUAGCAUCUACCUACACUCUCUCCACCUCUCCCGCCUGAGCCCGGUGUCAAGACCAAGUCAAGAAGACCGGCGACGGGGGAGGCCGCAGGUGGAUGGCUCGGACGGAUCCUCACCUUUGUGUUCCACCACACCCCCUGGUCCACACAACAAUAACCAGGAUUUCAACCAACACAACAGAGAUUUGGGGGCUGGCACGGCCGAAGCCGCACCUAGGCGUGCCGCCGACGCCUGGCUCGGAUCCCACACUGUGGUGGGAGUGCCAUAAAGGCCACAUUAAAAAGGAGCCAUUGCAGCCUGACUGUCAGACAGCCUCCCGUGAAAGAGGAGGUCCAAGGUACCCCGUCAGUUGGCAACCUUCCAAGCCACGGCUUUUAGCGCACCGUGAUAGCUUCAAGCGCGUCAGAUUGAUUAUAGUGAGGAAAAUGCGCUGAGUCGUCGACCUCACUGUCCCUUCCCAUCCCACACCCCAGCCACUGUCCGAGCCGGUCAGCAGACUGGAGUGGGAAAUGGGCGCGCUGGUUGGCACGGUCGACUGACCAUGACUGCGCGCGCCACGUGCACGACCUGGCCCCCAUACACACACAAACACCAGGAUUUCACACAACGGGGGUUGAACGGCGUGUCUCUCUCUCUCUCUCUCUCUCACACACACACACACCGAGGUAGCAAAGCACUGGAAUUAGAUCCUGGCUAAGGCCAAUCUGAAUGGAGUCGUUAACACGUCACAAUGCUCAUCCAUGCGAAAGGGAAGAAGAAAUAGUAGGUGGGCAUAAAGGCAUAAGAAGAAAAGAUUGAAACUGGGGGAUGCAUAUAAUAGUGGUCACUUGUACAAACGAGAUUAGUUGCAGCAAGAAAAUUACCUGUCUGGAUGGCGAGUUGACGCUGACAUGCCUACUGAACAACCGGCGGUGAACUCAGGGGGGGGGGGUCGAGGAGGUCGCCGCCGUAAAGAAAGAGAGAAAAGUGAACCAUAGAUUUUUUGGCAGAUUUCUGAAUAAUUCGUAUUGACCCAACUGUGAAACACUCGGCGCCCGGUGAAAUACGAACCCACACAGUAAAAGAAAGGCUUCAGUACAGACAACGCUCUACCCACUUAAGCUACGAGGCCCCGCCAGACGGCGCGAUUUUAAUCAUAUUUGGGUCAAGUUACUCGCCCAACCUACUGCUACGUCUGGAAUCCAUCAAAUAUGAUACAGUAGGUUGACUGCCCAAGCAGGAUUUCCUAAGUAAUUCACCUAGAAUCCACCAGAUGACUACCAAGCUCACGAAAUUCAUAGAUGCUUUGGCAGAUUUUUGAAUAAUUCAUAUUGACCCAAUUGUGAAAAACUCGGCGCCUCGGUGGGAUUAAACUCGCGUCGUCCGGCGGUGCCUCGUAGCUCAAGUUUUUAGAGCGUUGGCUGUACAAAAAGCCCUUUCCUUACUGCGCGGGUUCGAAUCCCACUAAGGCGCCGAGUUUUCCACAAUUGCGUCAAUAUGAAUAUGAAGAAAAGUUAACGUUACGAUGAGUUUUGGGAAGGAGGUCGGCGGUAGAGGAAGGGAAGGCAUUGGGCAUUUUCACCAACGCGUAGCUAAAUCUUCACCAUCCUAGGUUCGCGCAGGAAGUGACGCCUCAUUUAAACAACUCUAAACAGUUAGUGGGGCGUUACAUGGCUACUUAAACAACCAGUGCGAUGACCUCUACAGAGCCCACUGACCUUGAGCAAUCGGAGGACGAAGAUGAACUGUUUUUAGAUCGGUGUGUGUAUUUAGCCCCGGUGGCCGGGUAGCCCGAGUAAAUGUACUGAACCAACAGAGGGACAGAUAGGGUUCCGGAAAUCGUAAGUGGUGAUGGGCACUCUUAACAAAUGACAAUAUCGGGGGGGGGGUGGUGGGACGCCCAGGUGCAGGCUCCCGCCAAGCCAACUGGUAUCCGAGUCAACCUCUUUUUUCUUGGCCAGCUUACUGUAUGGACCAGAGAGUGUGGUGGUACUCCUAAGUGCGGGUUUUCGUCGCGCCAGCCACCUGCGCCCUCCCCCCCACCUCCAUUCUUCUCGGCUUUGUCAUGCCAGGUUUGGGAGGAGGCAAGACUGCCUAGAUGCCGCGUAAGUCCGCUAUCAUCACAAAAGAAAUCACGCUCAAGUCACUGUCCCCGUUCUCACCCUACUCUAGAGUACACGCGGGGCAUCGACGGUUACAACAGUCGAACUGUGGCGUGUGAAGUGGCUGACUGGUGGCCCGUGAGUCAGACUUCAAUGGCUCUUUCUCCAUGGGACCUAUAUGACGCUCCCACUGAGCUGACAUUCAACACUUUUCUCUGAAAAUCUGGUCAAUUGUAAUUGGACCAGAGGAUGCGUGUCGCUCGUAGAUGGGCCGUUUAGGUCUGUCAGUCGCCGCUACCGUGGAGUGGAGGGAGGAGAGAGUGUGAUAAAUGCUCCGCAGGUCUGCACAAUUUACCGUUUUGCCCCACCACGCUGAGGUGGACACGGUGGACAUCGUCACCCGCGACGGUCGAACUGACACACAGUAGAUGUGCUAACUCAUGAAAUGUCAACCAAAAUUUCGAAAUGCGUUCUCGUUUCGAAAAGAUAAAUUAAGUGGUGUUGUAAAAUUAAUCAUCGUGCAGCAUAAAUCUAUAAUGGUCCAGUUACCUCAGGGUGUCGGCUUUCAAAAGAACUUAUUUUCGGCUGAAUGCAAGAUCUAUACUCUGUAAAAAAUGACUGCUUAUGUGGCAUACAUUUUUCUCAUUGCUUUUCGAUGCCCUUAAAAAUUCAAUUAUAUUUCAUGGAAAACAUGCAUAUAAAUAUUCAUUCUUUUAUUUAUUCAGUAGAAAAUCACGUCUUCUUCCAAUUUCAUACUCAAAAGAAGAGUGCAAUUCGGUUCAUGAAACGUCAUGUAUCUGCAUUUACGAACGUGGCUUGUAAAGUCAACAAUAUUGCUCAAAUCCACUGCUUAAUUUUAUGAACCUCAUAUGGUCUCCUCUUAACACCGUAGAGAAAUGCAUGGUCUUCCGUACACGGAAAAUAUACAGCUUGAAGUUUUGAAACCCUGAAUGCAAGUGUAACAGCAGGUCGGGUUCAAAAUUAUUCGGGAAUUAGAAAAGUUUUUUAAAACCGAAUUAUACUCCUCUUCUGAGUAUGCAAUUGGAAGAAGACGUGAUUUUCUACUGAAUAAGUAAAAGAAUGAAUAUUUUUAUGCAUGUUUUCCAUGAAAUAUAAUUGAAUUUUCAAGAGCAUCGAAAACCAAUUAGAAAGUUGCAUGCUACUUAAGUAGUCAUUUUUUGCAAAGUAUAGAUCUUGCAUGCAGCCGAAAAUACGUUCUUUCGAAAGCCGACACCCGGAGGUAACUGGAUCAUUAUAGAUUUAUGCUGCAUCAUGAAUAGUUUUACAACACUACUUAAUUUAUCUUUUCGAAACGAGAACGCAUUUCGAAAUUUUGGUUAACAUUUCAUGAGUUAGCACAUCUACUGUAUAUAUUCACCCAUCGCGGUUCGAACUAUUGGUGGGUCAGCUGAAUAUAUGAAAAGGUGCUUUGAUGCAAUGAAAACGGCGCUCCCAACAGUUGACUAGUAUUGCCAUCUUACAGGGAAUUCAAUUCAAGAAUUGGUUAAGGCCACAGUGUACUUCAUUCAACCACCGUCAGUAAUAGACCCCAGUUGCCGUUCAACGGUCAAAUUUACGAGCAAAUCCAGGGAGUCCCAAUGGGGUCCCCAAUCUCCGACUACCUGGCUGAGGCGGUCUUGCAGGAACUGGAAACUCGGGUCUUCCAGACCUACAAGCCGAAAUUUUGGAUGCGCUACGUAGACGACACCUUUGUCAUUCUACACCGAGACGCGAAAGAGAACUUUAAAAAGGAAUUGGACUCGGUUAUUCCAUAAAUCCAAUUUACCAUGGAGAAAGCAAAUAACGAAGGGCACCCUUUCCUCGACGUCCAGUCAUCGAGGCAGGAAAACGGAACCCUCCAGACUGGUGUACUUCGAAAGGCGACAGACACGGAUAAAAUUCCUCAUUACAACAGCAACCAUCCCCUGUCGCAUAAGCGCCGUUGUGUCCGGACACUUUUUCGCCGCAUCCACACACACACACUGCAGCACAGGUUAGACGACUUUUCCUCGGAGGUCGGCCAGGAAUUGUGUCACUUUAUUCGGAUAAGUACAAAAAGGUUUUCCCAUAGGACCAAGACCGGGACUGUUGUCAGGAAUAAAAAUAACUUGGAUUAAAUUGUGUUUUUAUGUGUUUUUUUAUUUUCAAACUCGUUCUCAGUAAAAAAUCUGCCCAUCUUCGCGGCUGCGGUGACUGCCUUCUGUUGUGGUUUUCUCCUACCCAUGCUAUGGUCCGGCUGUCGGUCAAGCCAACUCUCCGAGGACGAGGAGAGAGUGGUGUGGCUACGUAUGCAGGAUGUGGACUGUCCACUCACUCCCUGGCCAGAGAUCUAUUCCCAGUAAGUCGCCAUUGCUGCCAGGGGUACUCAUUCACAUUAUAAGUCGCAGCUAGUUGAAAAACUGAAGUGUUUUCUUGGCAUCUGCCAUGUCUUUCUCGGUGACCUUGACCUUACAAACGUCGAAGAUGUGACCGCGUCCCACCGUAUGAACUGUGACUUAGGAAGUUAAGUGAUUUCUUGACGCGACGGUUGCAUGUUCGGUCAUCCGAGUCUCGAGUAAUCUGUCGCUUUCUCUGUGCAGUUGUUUGCCCGCGGAUAUCCAAACAAUCGCCAAAUCAAGUACGACAAUCGGCGAUGAGUGCGGGAGCUUAUGGUUGCAUUGCAAUCGCAUCCUGUAUUCACUGAACACCCUGUGCCUUCAUCACUCCCAUCUGUAGCUGCCCCUGAUGGUGGGUUGGAGCAAGAUGCCGAAAUGUCAUAAGAAAAAUAAUCUUUCCAGCGAUUCCAUCUUCUUUCACACUAUUCCCUGGAAUUCGCCCCUUCGAUUUUAUCUGGAUGUAAACUCUUAACGGUGAAUAGGCGGGGUGGGGGUGAUUGUGUAAGGUAAUUAACAAGUGACUUGAGAAACAUGACCCAGGUAGCCCGAGGCCCACACAAUUGUCGCCUUGAAAGUGUGACCGGUCCCCAUCGAAUGGGUCACGAACUGAGGACUCCGGUCAUUUUUUCCAUUGCUGCAGUGUGUUCGGUCAUGAGUUCGCUUUCUGGCCUGUGAUCUACGCCAGGUGAGCCACUGAGUUUAGUAGGUUGCAAUCAAAAUGGGAAAAAAUCGCCUGUAUCGGUGUUAGAUUUUUUGAAAGUAGCAAUAAAAAUUGGUGUCAUUUAGAAUAGAUUUUCACUUGCAAACGAACGUGCGAGUAAGAAAUGUCGGAUAAAUAAACAAUUGGUCCCAACGACCGCAUCCCCGUUUUAUUCUAGUCAGUUGCCUUGGCCGAGCAUAUCUUCUAUCAUUCAGAACACUUGUUUUGCCGGUAUGUAUAUACACGCGGGACAUUUCCGAAGCGAACGCCCGGCAACUAAACCGGUUUGGCAUUUCCAUUGCUCACACGCCUGCGUCCUCCAUACGCACAGCAUUAUCCUUACAAAAAGACUUCAUACACAAGAAACUUCCGUCGAGGUCUUUAAGAAGAAACUGGAUUUGUAUAGCAGUGCCCACUAAAUUACCACCCGACAUCUGUAAUCUUGACAUAUACUGUUGUUAUAAUACUGCUUGCUAUAUUUCAGUAACAUUUUAAAAGUCAAUUUCUUAUUGUCUUCAAACCAUCGCCUACGUUUUAUAGCAUGCACCUAUGCUACUUUUGUCACCCUGCACUCGAAACGACCACUGUACUACUUCUCGUACCACUAACACUCGAGACAGUUAGUUUAGCGGUACAAAGUUGACGCUUUUCCGAUUAUUUGUUACCUUUAUGAUACCUUUUCCGGUUUUUGAGAUUUUUCAGUUGCUUGUAAACAAAGGGAGUUCAAAGGUGAAGCCUAAAUUUCCCUCAAUAAAACUGGACUGAAACUAAUGUCGUCUACCGCAUUCCGUGUGCUAACUGCUCUUGCAAUUAUGCUGGUCAUACAGGUCGACGAUUUAGGACGCACAUAAACGAACAUAAUCUAGCCAUCUGUUGACACGAAGCCUUUGGCACCAGUGUAUGCGCACGCCCUGGAGUAAGACUAUGGCUUCAAUUGGGAAGGUAUCGAAGUUGUUUCCAUCCCUAACACCAAACAGGUGCCAGAAUUCCUAGAAGUCUGACACUACCGCGGCCAGCAUCAAUCACCAUGUCGAUCUAGACGCUCAUUACGAAGGUCUGCGUACCUGGCUCACUGACUUGCGCCUACGACCUAAUAACGGUCGUUAAUCUAUACUGGGUCAUGAAGAACCUAACUUUUUCGCCACCUCCUCCUCUUCCUCCUCCAGACACAGCGAACCUCAACUGCAAUCCCUAACACCUCCAACAUUAGCGCACUGACCUCUGCCCUCAUGCCCGAUCAACUACCACCAAGUCCACUGUCUGCAGUCCCAUUGAAUUGCCAUCCCCCUACCUUCCAAUCUAAGGAGUCGCAACUAUUCCCUCUUCCCUAUUCAGCUCAAGAUCCUAGCUUACUUAUGUGCCAACCCCUUUCGCACACUAAUUGCUUGCCUGUCGGUGGCUGUCCUUUAGCCCCAACCAGUUUAGUCUGGUAAUUUCACUUCCUCCUCUGUUUAUUUCGUCUCGAAAAUUCGGGAGUACAACUCGACUUUUUCCGACGAGCCUUCUACCUUCAACACAUAUACAAAUUCCCGAAUUUUUAAAAUAAGUUAUAUUCUCUGAAGCCAAAAUAACCUUUAUUGUGUGGGUUUUCGAGACUGGUUUCCCAACUCAUCGUCAGACUUACGGAUUAUGUACAAAAACUGUAGAAUUUUUGGUAAAUUGAGUCACGCGUAUAAACCAAAACAGAUUUCGGUGUAUAUACGUGUGACUCAAUUUACCAAGAAUUCUACAGUAAUCAGAAGACGAGGUGGCGAACAUACGUAGCUUUCGAUAAAUUCUCGUCGAGCCAGUACAGUUAUAUAGGAACGGGGUAGAAGUAAAACAUGUCAGCGAUAAGAGAAAUCGAUAAAGGUUCUCCUUAAAACACAGGCGGGGUGUGGAACUGUGGGGGAGGGGGGGAGUAGGGGAGAGGGGGUAAUAGUAGCCUGAUCUAACGGAUUAUUGAAAUGACUAUAAAUAUACUACUAACAUGAUUUCAACAGAUCCUAUUUUUUGCGUCAAACUUAGCCCAUAUUGAAAUUUUCACAGUCCGAAUGCGGUGAACAAAGUUUUUCGCAAUUAUUUUGCGAAUAUAAUACCCCUUUCACCUUUAUGUUACAUUGUUAGAUUUAUGAAUUCUCCCUACCAAAACUGCAAGCAAACGCUUUGCAAUUUAACUAUUUUACUUUAUACCUGUACCCUCUAAAUGGAGUUUUCAUGGCUUCUGUCGUUUACUCCAAAUAUACUGACUGAUACUGACUGAUAGUCACUGUCAGGGGUGAGGUGAGAGCGAAAGUUCGCGGGGGGGAGUCGCACCGUUAGUCAACCUUCGACCACUGCAGGCGCGGAGCCUGAACGUGGUUCGUCUGUGCGCAUAAGUUUGGCUUUCGUAACCUAAUGGCGGCCGCUUCCGCUUUCGCUAAUAGGCGCUGGCCUAGUAGCUUAGGGUAGCUCGGUGGGACCUUAUAAAUCACAAGAAAAGCUUCGGUGGGGUCCACACGAUGUCCGGAAUCGACAACAUGCGCGAGAAUGGCGCUGCUUAUACUCCUCGUUUCGCCUUUUCCCAGUCAUGCCGAGAGGUGUUCGCGUAUUCUCUUGGAUAAGCGCCUACUCGUGCGACCAAUAUAACCCGCUCCACAGGAGCAAGUGAAGGAAUAUAUGCACAUUGAGGUGGUCUGCGGUGGAAACUUAUCCUUACCUUCGCGUAAAAUAGGGUUAGUAGAGAAUGAUACUUGAAUCCUUGCUGCUGAGAAGGUUCGCGAGACAGCUUGAUCAACGUGUCUCCUUAGGAGUUCACUCGUCGCGUCCCCUUGGAAAGGGACUUUGAGGAACAAAGUUUUCUUUUCAGCGGUCGGUGUGGCGAGUUUGGUUGGUCUUUUGGCAAUGUUUUUUGCAAUGAACCUGUCAGGAUACCCGUUUUCUCGAAGGAAGUCCUGAACUUUUCUGAGCUCUUCCUCGAUGCUAUCUGUCGAGCAAAUUUUUCUAGCUCUUUGUGCCAAACAUCGGACUAGAUUUCGUGUUUGCUGGAGGGGUACGAAACUGGCAAAGUUCGUGUAUUGUCCAGACCAGGUUUUCUUCCGAUAGACGCUUCUUCGGACAUUGCCGUCAGGUCUCCUGCUUAGAAGAACAUCUAAGAAAGGGAGCGAACCGGCCGUUUCGAUCUCCAGCGUGAAUUUGAUCGACGGAUGUGCCUGAUUUGCCGCAUCUAAGAGGGUAGCUACGACAGUUUCUGCAGUGGCAAUUGUAAAGAUAUCAUCAACAUAGCGACCGUAAUGUUUAAGCUUAUCGAUUUGAUCGCUUAGUUGGAAUCUCUCUAAUUUGACCAUGAAGACAUCUGCUAGGAGAGGUCCAAGGGAUGAGACCAUGGCAACGCCGUCUACUUGUCUAUAGAUUUGGUUGUCGAACAGGAACUGCACAUUUAAUGCGCAUUUUAAUAAUAGUUCCUUGAGUUUCUUCGUCGGAAUUCCUAUUUCCUGCUGACUGGCAGAUAGAAAAUCACAGAUUUAACCAACUGUCUCGGUGACCGAAACGUUUGUAAAAAGUGAUAAGACGUCUAGCGAGAACAUUACCAUGCCGUUGACUUUAAGGUCUUUGAUGUCGUCAAUGAAUUCAAAGGUAUCUCGGUAGCUCCGUGCUGUUAGCUGACGCUGUAGGGGCUUGAGUUUCUCCACUAGCCACUUUGCUAUCGCAUGAUACGGACAGUUUCGCAUGUCAAAGAUCGGACGGACUGGCAGGCCUUCCUUAUGGAUCUUAGGUAGACCAUAUAGUCGAGAGAUAUGUGUGCCGACUGGUCGGAGGUGUUCGAGGUCACGGUCGCUUGUGUGACCCCCUGUGUGGAGCCUUCUUAGAAAGUCAGUCAGUUUCGUCUCUAUUUCUUCCGUGCAAUCAUUUUCUUUGUCUACCUUCCUGAAUUUCUUCUGGUCUGAUAAUACGGAUUGUAUCUUUGCUACGUAGUCCGAUCUGUUCAUUAUAACGACGCCUGUUCCUCUGUCCGAUCUAUUUACCAAGAUAUCUUUGUUCUUUCGAAGUUCAUUUAAUUUUUUCACAUGUGCUUUUGUCAGCAAUCCCCGACUUUUUGGCCCCUUGUUCAGGUACUGAUAACUGCAAUUCACCAAUGUUGAUUUAAAGUGUUGGAUACUGUCUGUGAAAGUGGGAACUAGGUCAUAGGUUUGGUUCCAUAGGUUCUCGAACUGAGUUUCCAAUUCUAACAGAUUAACUUUUCGACGAGGUAUGCAAAACUUAGGACCAAGGGAUAAUGCGUCAAGUGACGUUUUAUCAAGUUUCAUAUUAGGGUGGUUGUGUACGUACCGACUUGGAUCUCUUGGAUCUUUCUACAGUACCCAACAAUGGAUACCUAGACAAAGAAUUUCUUUGUUACUGUUCUAGCAAAUCGAAUUUGCAGCUCAAGGUAAGAGUACAAAUUUAGUUAAGUAAAAGAACGCCGACCACGUUCUAAAGAGGGUUACAAAAAGUGGAAAGAGGAAUGUCAAGAGGGACCAAAUGUGGAAGCACUUAGGAGGAGGACAUGGAGAAUUCCAAGCGGUGACCAGCUGGAUCCAUAAAAACAGUUAAUGCUUUAAUCAUGUUGGACAAAUUAUUCUGCGGUUGUCUAAAGCCCGUGCUAAGGUGCGCCAAUUACAAUCCGUCAUCCCUUCGACAUUGGCUACGCUCGCUACCAUUUGUCCUUGAGAAAUUUUUACACAGCAUCUUAGUCGACGUGCCGAUUGACGCAUGCAUUUCUUCCACGAAUUCACGGCAGGUUCAGGCAACGAGUCGACGCCUGGCAGCUGUGACAAUGAGCUCAAACUAGCUGUCUGUCGCCGAGACACCCUGCCCAUCGUCUUCGCACUUGUGUGCAACCACCGAUUCGCUUGGUACUCCAACUGAUCCUAAACAUCUCGGGCACGAGGUUCCGACAAAGUGCUUAACACACUUCACACUCACGACUAGAAUUGGCAAUUUAAACGUAGUAGUUUAAUAUUUUGCAGCACAACUUCCUUAUUUCACCCAUAUCAAGUUAAUAUUAGUAUACCAGCGUGGUGGGUGAUUCUAGUAACCAUUGUCCUUCGUGAUAUACUCCACAUAAGUUGCCUUCUAUCUAUUUAUAAGUAACAGUAAUUAAGGAACUUAUUUUAUUGCCUUGUCCCAGCCUUCUUGACAUGCAGUUCUCAACGCGACUGAGUGAAGGCCGGCCCUCGCUAGCGGAGGUCCGGAGGGCAUUAAAAAGUGCCAGGAGAGCAACCAUUGCCUGCUUCAUUGGCUGCAUGCUCUGGUGUUUCUUGACCUGGCCGCUGCUUUCCUUCAUCUCGGAAACUCUCACAUACGACCAGUUUUUUCUCUGGGUACGUAUACUCCAGCAUUUCCUCAGCUUUUUCCUCGGAGCGAAGACAACUCAGAGGCACGAAUUUUUUUUUAAAUGUUUAAAAUCCCGCUACUGCCUCCUUGUCUACUUGCUCAUUUAUUGCAGUUCUAAGAUGCGACUGUCUUUGCUACGUACAGCAGUCGGGGUAAUAUUGCUGACAAAGAAAAGGGAGACUGGAGUGGUCAUUUCUGACUUAUUAGCCGUCUUCAGCCAGUCAAACCCAGCCCCAACGCGUGGAACACCCGAAGUUGGAUCCCGAGACCUCUUGGUUAGAAGUUCAACGCCUCUAAUUACUGAGUCACGGGCUUUUUGUCCUGUCGGUUGCGACUGGAAACAUACAAUGGUAGAGGGGACGCUCACUGUAUACCACGGAACUCGCUCGUCCCGUUGUGCCUUACGGGCUCUCUCUCUCGAGCACAAGCAGCAGCAUCACAGGUGCGCGUAAUAAAGGCAGAGUAAUAUUACCCUUGGGCUUGACUGGCUGGCGACGGCUAUUAGGCCAGAAAUGGCUAUUCCAGUCUCCCUUGUCUUUGUCGACAAUAACAUACACGUAAGUUCGCCGCGGGGAAAGCGCUAGUGAUCGCUGUCUUCAGACGUCUUCUUACUAGGUCACUUGCUGCGUCCCCUUGAAAAGACAGUCUUAUAAAUAAGUCUUUCUUUUCUACAGUUACCAUGGUAGGCUUUGCAGUGCGCUCCCCUAUAUUUCGGAGGCUGAAUCUUUCUGGGUAUCCGUUUUCCUGGAGUAUAUCCCACAGCUGCUGGAGUUCUGCCUCAACAGUCUCAGAAGAGCAGAUACGUCACACUCUAGCUGCCAAUCCCUGGACCAAAUUGCGUUUAAUAUUUAAAGGAACAAAACUGUGAAAAUUCAUGCAUUGUCCCGUCCUGGUUUUCUUUCGGAAUACCCUACGGUGGAUAGAUCCAUCCUCAUGUCUGUGAAGAAGAACAUUGAGGAACGAAAGAAAAUAAAAACAGACUGCUUCAGUUUCACUCAGUUUCUUUGUUAAAAUAUCUCAUCAGUGAUCGUUUUUUGCCAUGUUCCCAUCCGUGGUUAAGACCCACGACAUUACGUCUGUGUUCAUCUCUCUAAUCAGGCGUGGCUGGUGAAAGCCACUCCUAUGGGACUUAGCUGACACCGUUGUGUCGAUCGGAAAAUGCUUAUCCAAACGGCAGAAUUUUGCGUUAGUAAGUUAGUUAGUUAGCUGCAUAGACUGAAAAAUAAAUUUCUCACGAGGAUGUCCAUUUAGAAAGCCGGAAUUUAUCUCAUUUUGUCGAUUUUAUUUGGUGAUGAUGAUAGGUCAUACCUUUGAAAACCCCAUUGUACACAACUAGUGCGUUACUUUGUCACUGGUAUUCUUUUAAAAGUCACUAUUAAAAUAGUACUCACUAAAUGUUAGUAACAUUAAUUUUAAAGGAACUCUGUACGGCACUGAUGUGGUAUUUUGUCCGGGUUCAGAUAGUCGAGGAAAAAAGGGACAUCUCUAAUUAUCCAGGCGUUUCUUGAAGACCUGGAGGGACUCACCUCUAAGAUUAAUUGAGGUAGAUCAUUCCGUUGUUUUACUACCUGUUGUAUGAAGACAUCAGAACGGCGAUUCAGUCUGGACAUUUUCGUGCGCAGCUACGUAGAUUGUCCAAAAAGAUGAGGCGAGAGGUGCUACUGAAACAUGUCCUCACAGUGCACUCCUUGCCCAAGGCCGUGUAUUAUCUUGUAAACUAAGAUAGUAUCACCUCCUUCUUGCCUGUAAUACAGAGGGAAUAGACUAAGGCAUUCCAGUCUCUCUAUAUAUGGAUUGUAUUUUAGACCUCUGAGUAGGUUUUUUUGUUGUCGCCACGCUUGUAUGCCAUAUUCCAGCUGAAGUCAAAAGAAGAUGUUAUGAACUUUUCCAAAGAGAUUUUUUUAUAGCGCGCAGUACUCCUACGAAGUUUUCUGCAACAUUGACGCAUCGAAAUGAUGGCUUCAGAUUGCCCUGUACCCAAACACCGAGGUCCGUCUACGAAGAUUCUGGGGGAAUUUGAGUGCCUUUCAGAUAAUAUGCCCCAAUGUUGUCGAAGAUGGAGGACGGCAGCUUUUACACAUUGAAUUUCAGGAGACAUCUCUAGGACCACGUGUGUAGUCUCCGUAGAUCAUGUUGAAGGACUUUCUGAUUGUUCAGGCCCUUAAUGACUUUCCAGAGCCUAACGUCUCUGACAAAUAUCACCUUGCCGCAAUCCGGUUCCCCGAAGGCUGUCAUUAACUCAAAGGAUGAAGAGAAAGGGACGGAGAACGGAACCCUGAGAAACACCACCGGUCACAUCCACCCAGUCCGAUUUAGCCUUUCCGACAUAGACGUGUUGUCGUCGACCAAUCAGAAAUGCCUUUAUCCAGUUCAGAAGUUCUCUCCUGAUACCGAGGGCGCUCAGUUUACAUAAAACGCCUUGACCGGGAACACUGUCAUAAACUUUGCGGAAAUCAAUAUACAACACAUCUACUUCGAAGUCAUCUGCUUAAGCAGCGGUCCAGAUCUCAAAUGAAGGUAGCAGGUUUGAGAGGUGGGAACGCUGCCGCUGAAAAAAAACCGUAAGAGGCCAUUUUCACCACAAAAUUACAGCAUUACACGCUUCCCGUGGACGUCCAUUGUUUUGAGGGAAAGGCAAGUCAAGCUUGUAGGCCUAAGGCUGCUUUCCGGUAUCUUGGCAGCCUUCCAAUGAGAAAGCAAACUCCCGAUUCUCGUUGAUAUCUCAAGGGGAGAUGAAAGAGGUGUUGUGAGCUCUGCCGAUAGUUCCUUAAGUGUCAGUCCAGGAAUCCAAUCCGAUCCAGAAGACUUGUCUGACUUAAUUUGACCGAGGAGCCGCCUUGUUUCUUCGACGGAAAAUGCAAUGGUUUAAGUGGCGGCAAUAUCCUGGCCCAUUUCAAAUUCGGAUUGUCUUCGGGUGAUCCCACCGUACACACCGAUCGAAAAAACGGGAACAAUAGUUGUAUUUUCCGCGGUCCUUCAGUUAAUACGUUUCCGAGCACUUCCUUUGCGCUCACAGCUUCGUUCCGGCGCUCACUUUAUGCUUUCAAAGUUGUUAUUUAUUACCAUAGAUAGUGGAUCUAUGUAGCGGUGUCGGUUGGCCAGUGAUUGGCAAUCGUUCGCAAAUUUCGACACAUUUCAUGAGUUAGGCCACGUACUGUACAAAAAAUCUGCUUCGAAUCCAUCUUUUAAAGCAUUGGUGCCGAUCUUAAGGGAAGCCAUUUCCGCCACAAAAGUGUACCCAAAACACUUAUUGGGACGUAUUAACGCCUCUGCUGUUAGUUGACACUCAAAGACGGUUCUAGCAAUCCGUAUCUUCUGACGGUAUUCAUUUCGUUUUUCUUUAUACUCGGCAAAUGAUAUGGGAUCUUGAAGAUGCAAGUACUUUUCCACUGUCUCUGUUGCUUCAACAACGAGGAGACCACUUCGAAAAAAAGACGCUGCUUUUUUCAUCCGGGGUUCUCUAACGUCGAUAUUUGGACAAACACCUCUUUAAAUAAGCGUUACUUGAAACGGCAUAUGCUUGGAUCCAGCCUUCCUGAGGCCUACAGACAGGCCACCCAAUAAUAGCUUUGAAUUUCUGUAAUAAGUAUCAGGAGACGGGAGCGUAAGCGACUAGACCAUCGGAAGUUGUCAUUCAGUCGGCGUGUGGUUCGACCACGGAACUCACUCCAACGUGAAAUAGCGACAUCUGACACAAUGGUUGUAGUCAAAAGACAGUUGGAUCGUUUGAUCUUUGAUAAACGACAACUCUCUCUGCGGAACUGUCUGCGACCAACCAUGAACAUUAUUUCCAGAUUUCACUCCCUAUAAUACACAUCCCUGUAACAUUCGCAGUUCUUAACCGCAUAAAUGUUUUGUAAACAAAUAUAUUACUAGCAAAAUUCUAGUAACAUGUGUGUCUAACAUGAAUUUUACAUGCACUGUUUUCAAUAGGGUCAUCAAGGACAUUGCCUAUUACCCUAAAUGUGCUAUCCUGCUACAUAGUCAUGCCCACUCUCAGCCGCCUUCUGGCUGUUUGUGAAUGCAGAAAUUCAGGGCUUGACGACACGAAUAAUCCCAGCACACUGUAUGUCAUUCUCAUGUAGCAUCCGUAUCACCUUGUAGCUCACGACAAAUCGACUGGCUAAUAUCCUGGGCUUGUUCUUCUGCGGCCUGACGCCCGUCGCUCUGGCAGUCGCAAAAGACCUCAGCAGAGAACGUGAGGUCAAACACAAGAAGGCCAUCCUUGUCAGAGCCUCAUCCACGCCGAAGGUUCCGUGGACACAGAAGAUGAGGGAAAUCCUCUCGUGA